This is a messenger RNA of Poecilia latipinna (sailfin molly), 2262 nucleotides long. RefSeq names its product WW domain containing adaptor with coiled-coil a (gene waca). NCBI's taxonomy places the organism in Eukaryota, Metazoa, Chordata, Actinopteri, Cyprinodontiformes, Poeciliidae. The record is from RefSeq and is a predicted model, not a curated record. Bases 207 to 1859 code for a protein of 550 amino acids. Gene Ontology annotation, cellular component: nucleus. Gene Ontology annotation, biological process: positive regulation of TORC1 signaling; regulation of autophagy. The transcript has 13 exons. Gene Ontology annotation, molecular function: RNA polymerase II complex binding; chromatin binding.
GCAGCUAAACUGCUCUGUUCCGCUGGUAGCGGUUGAGCUGUGUUUUCAGAGUGGGAGAUGGACUGAGUGAGGGCGCUCUUCAGACCAGCGCUCCCGAUAGCAUUGCUAUAUACCAACAGACGAUUUCAGGUCAUCGAAUCACAAGAAAACAUAGUGCCAUUACCAAGUCUUUCACAUCCCACUCUAAACACACUAACACGGCAUUGAUGGUAAUGUAUGCAAGGAAACAACCGAGACUCGGCGAUGGGUGCGACCGAAGAGAUUCUCAGCCCUAUCAGACUCUCAAAUAUUCAUCCAAAAGCCAUCCAGGAGGGGAACACCGCCAUGAGAAGACGCGCGACCCCACAGAGGUCACCCCUCCUUGCAAAAUGCUCAGGAGGUCCGACAGCCCGGAGAACAAACACACGGACGGCACGGGCCACAGCAGGGCGAAGGCUGUCCACACACACCGCGUCAGAGAACGGGACGGAGGACCCAGUUAUUCUCCACAAGAAAAUUCCCACAACCACAGUUCCCUCCAUAGCUCCAACUCACAUUCUAACCCCAGCAAGACAUCAGACACAGUUCUGCGUUUCCCAACCCAGCCUUACGAGCCUGGCGACGACUGGUCAGAGCACAUCAGCUCCUCCGGAAAGAAAUACUACUACAACUGCAGGACGGAGGUGUCCCAGUGGGAGAAGCCCAAAGAGUGGCUGGAGAGAGAACAGAGGCAAAAGGAGGCAACAAAGAGCGCCGUUGUCAACAGCUUCCCCAAGGACAGGGACUACAGAAGGGAGGCCAUGCAAGCCACGGCAGCCCCCGGCUUCACCGGACCCAAGUCGACUCAGGCGGAGAAGCCCUCAGCGGCUCUUCCCAGCCAGUCGCAGUCAUCCUCCUCGGGUGCGGGCAGCGUGAACCCUUCAUCGGCGCCACCGGGCUCGUCGGCGUCCACCGUGCCCGUCUCCCCAGUCCUUCAGUCCUCCACACCCCCCAUCCUCCAGGACCCCAACCUGCUCCGCCAGCUUCUCCCAGCGCUUCAGACGGCCCUGCAGCUCAAUAACGCCAACGUGGACAUGACAAAAAUCAACGAGGUUCUCACAGCUGCUGUCACACAAGCGUCAUUACAGUCGAUGCUCCACAAGAUCCUCACAGCUGGACCGUCGGCUUUCAACAUCACUACUAUCCUCUCCCAAGCUGCUCAGCUUUCCAACCAAGCUCAACAAUCAAAUCAGUCACCGAUGUCUUUAACGUCAGAUGCCUCAUCGCCGAGAUCCUACGUGUCGCCCAGGAUCAGCACGCCGCAGACGAACGUCGGCCCUUUAAAGUCUCACCUCAGUGCACAGCCCGUCAUCUCACAACCAAAAGUGAGCACGCCAGUGGUGAAGCAGCCGCCUCAUUCCCAGCCCACAUCUCAGCAGUCGCUGUCCAGCGAGAAGCCGCACGGUCACGACGCCACCACGGCCUCCCCACGCACACUUCAGCGCCAAGGCAGUCAGAGGAGUCCCUCUCCUGGACCCAACCACGUCAGCUCCGGCAGCAACGCCUCCAACGCGGCCUCGGCUCCCCCCGGCGCCUCGGCAGUGCGGCCCUCCUGCUCCCUGACUCCCACGCUGGCCACCCACUUUAAUGAGAACCUUAUUAAACAUGUGCAGGGGUGGCCUGCAGAACAUGCAGAGAAGCAGGCAUCCAGGCUACGUGAAGAGGCCCACAGCAUGGGCAGCAUCUGCAUGUCCGAGAAUUGCACUGAGCUCAAGAAUCUGCGCUCGUUGGUCAGAGUCUGUGAAAUCCAAGCUACGCUGCGGGAGCAGAGGAUAUUGUUUUUGAGACAGCAAAUCAAAGAACUUGAAAAGUUGAAGAAUCAAAAUUCCUUCAUGGUCUGAGAACUUUGGUGUCGAGAGUUUUGUUUUUGGGGGGUUUGAGGGGAAGGGGGAAACCCAUUGCACAUAGUUGAAAUCUGGAAAGAAAGCAGUUGUUCGGUUCCUCUUGAACCCAGUCUUAACACACACAUAAACACACACACAUACACACUCUCUCAGAGGAGUUUGAGUCGGGUUGGUUUGGACCGUUGGACUGGGAGACCUGAAAGGGAGAACCGAGGAGCUGCUGUUGGAGGAGGAGGGUUGAUUUACAAGACGCUGGUUUUGUGAAAAACCCUCGGUGGGGGAGGGUGGAAAAAAAAAUGUAGAUUUCUUGUAGAUGUUAUUAUCUAUGUUGUAAAUAUGUUUUGUAGAUUGAAGCCAUGGAAAGCCAUGCCUAUCAAAGCUUUUUGGACAUCCAGACUAA